GAGUUCUGGCAGAGUCCAGCUGCAGACUGUGGACUCUCAGUAAACACCGGUGUUAGUUAUUAACACAACAGAACCGGAGCAGAUCUCGUCGGUCUGCGGUAUUUACAUAGGCCUGAGAGCUUCCAGCUGCAGAGGAUCAAUACUGUUUCAUCACAAGCUGUGUUUUUAGCUGCAGCUGCUCCACCAGGUCUCAUCUGGUCUACCUGUCAGACCUGAUCCACUUCCUGAAAACUCCAGGUACCCAUUGAGCUGAGGUCAUGUCCCGCCUUGGGGUCUGUGUGCUGGUCUGCGUGGCUCUGUGGUCCUCGUCGGUCUCCAGUCUGUCAGUUUUCUCGGAGGCUCGGCGGGCCCACAUGCUGCUGCGCUCCCGUCGAGCCAACAGCUUCCUGGAGGAGCUGAAGCCCGGCUCCAUGGAGCGGGAGUGUGUGGAGGAGCGCUGCGACUUCGAGGAGGCCAGAGAGAUCCUUCAAACCAGAGAGGCUACGAUGGGAACCAGUGUGUGUCCAACAUGUGUGUCCAUGGGGUGUGUGUGGACCAGCUCCAGGAGUACGUCUGCAGCUGUUUCCAUGGUUAUGAAGGCAAAUACUGCGACUACAACGUGACAGCCACAAACUGCUCGGUGGAAAACGGCGACUGUGACCACGAGUGCACGGAGAGCGAGGACGGUCUSAGCAGGACCUGCAGCUGUCUGCCGGGGUACAGGCUGGACAACAACAACAGGAAGUGUGUUCCCAAAGGGAAGUCCUCCUGCGGGCAGCUGCUCAUCAACAGGUCCGAAUACGUCAAGACCGUGCCUGAGGGUCCGAUGCCCUGGACCAUCGGAGGAGAGGUGGGCAGGAAGGGGGAGAGUCCCUGGCAGGUGGUGGUUUUUAACGCCAGAGGGAAGUUCCACUGCGGCGGCGUCCUCAUCGAUAAGAGCUGGGUCCUGACGGCCGCUCACUGCAUCGAGGGCAACAACAAGUUCAGCGUCAGGCUGGGGGACUACGAGCGCCUGAAGGAAGAGGGGUCCGAGGUGACCCUGCCGGUGGUCCGGGCCUUCAAGCACCCCAGCUACAACAGCCGGACGGUGGACAACGACAUCGCCCUGCUGCGCCUGCAGACGCCCGCUCCGCUCACCACCUACAUCCUGCCCGUCUGCCUGCCGAGCAGUGCCAUGGCGGAGCGGGCGCUGCACCUGAACGGCACCGUCACCGUGGUGUCGGGCUGGGGCAAGCAGGACAACGGGAAGUACAGCUCGGCGCUGAACGUCAUCAAGGUCCCGCUGGUCAACCGCAGCAUCUGCAGCCAGCACAUGUUCCCCCACCAGCUGUCCGACAACGUUCUGUGCGCCGGGAUCCUGGGCCAGAGCGUGGACGCCUGCGAGGGGGACAGCGGGGGGCCCAUGGUCACCCUGUACCGGGACACCUGGUUCCUGAUCGGCCUGGUGUCCUGGGGCGAGGGCUGCGGCCUGAAGGACAAGCUGGGCAUCUACACCAAGGUGUCCAACUACAACCAGUGGAUCAACCAAGUCCAGGAGGAGUGGGACAGGAGACACCGUCCACAGUGACCCUGGACCACCCACUUCCUGUCAGAACCGCCUCACAGAGUCACAAAUAAAGGUUUACUCUCACUGA
Molecule: messenger RNA, 1613 nt
Organism: Austrofundulus limnaeus
Lineage: Eukaryota; Metazoa; Chordata; Actinopteri; Cyprinodontiformes; Rivulidae
Product: vitamin K-dependent protein C
Biological process (GO): blood coagulation; proteolysis
Cellular component (GO): extracellular region
Molecular function (GO): serine-type endopeptidase activity; calcium ion binding
Source: RefSeq, a predicted model, not a curated record